This is a messenger RNA of Plenodomus lingam JN3, 153 nucleotides long. The record is from RefSeq and is a predicted model, not a curated record. Lineage: Eukaryota; Fungi; Ascomycota; Dothideomycetes; Pleosporales; Leptosphaeriaceae.
AUGGGGAUCAUGGAUAUCACGGAUACCGCGGCACUUCUUUUACCCUUGUUUAUUUCUCGUCUACGGCAUAAAACUACGACAUUACGCACACACACGCCUGGGGUCACCACGGUACAUCGAAAGCGAUUCGGACUGGAAGAUCGGGGGGUCUGA